Messenger RNA from Pogoniulus pusillus (Red-fronted tinkerbird), 3554 nucleotides. It is a transcript of the gene SLC39A6, whose product is annotated as solute carrier family 39 member 6. Gene Ontology annotation, biological process: intracellular monoatomic cation homeostasis; zinc ion import across plasma membrane. The record is from RefSeq and is a predicted model, not a curated record. NCBI's taxonomy places the organism in Eukaryota, Metazoa, Chordata, Aves, Piciformes, Lybiidae. The transcript has 10 exons. Gene Ontology annotation, molecular function: monoatomic cation:bicarbonate symporter activity; zinc ion transmembrane transporter activity. Gene Ontology annotation, cellular component: plasma membrane. Bases 115 to 2292 code for a protein of 725 amino acids.
AGGGGCGGGAGCGGCUGGCGCGCGCGGGCCGCGGCAUGGGAGCUGCCCGGCGCGGCGGGGCCCGGCCCGGCUGCUGAUGAGAUUUUUUUAUUCAGUCUUAAAAAAGAAGCUGCAAUGGAGAAUACAGUAUUGGUCACUGUACUUGUGUCAUUUUCCCUACUGCUGCAUGAAAGUUAUCAUCAUGAAGUGAAUACAGUUACUGUUGUGCAUGCAUCAGAGAGAACCUUUCCAGAAAAAGCAGCUGGCAUUAAUACUGAUUUGGCAGGAUUGAUACAGAAGUUUCACCUUCAAGAACUCUUUCAUCGUUAUGGAGAAAACAAUUCUCUGUCAAUUGAAGGCUUUAGAAAAUUGCUCCAAAACAUUGGCAUAGAUAAAAUAAAAAGAAUUAAAAUACCCCAUGACCAUGACCACGACCAUGACCACGACCAUCACCAUGAUCAUCACCAUCAUAACCAUGUUUCAUUGAGUAAAAACUCUGAAAAAACUGUUUGUCCAAACCGUGAGUCUGAUGCUAACAAACAUCACAGGAACAGUCACUCAAAGGAACCUCAUAAAGCAGAGAAUGUUGGAGAUCAGCAGAACUUUGUACGCAGCAAAAACACCGUUAAUGAAAUAAUGGCAUCUAUCAUCACUGCUCCCACAGACAGCCACUCUGAAUUACACAGUGCACAACCUGGAGGUGUCAAGUUGGUUGCUCGUUUAGGUCUGACCAGCAAUAACGCUGUGAAUGUCACAGGUAGCAGCAAUGCAAGCUGGCUGGUGAACAGCAAAGCAAAUGAAUCUCAUGCAUCACCAAAGGAAUUGGAAAGAGGAAGCUACCUGUAUUCUAAACUGAAAAAACAAAAUACCCAAGAGUGCUCCAGUGCAUCAAAACUGAUGCAGUCCCAUGGAAUGGGCACUCAGGUGUUGUUGAGUGCUACUGAAUUUAGUUACCUCUGUCCAGCUCUUAUUAAUCAGAUCGAUGGCAAACACUGCAUAGUACAUGCAACUAGUGAAAAAGCUGAAACUCCUCCAAAAAGUUACUCUCUGCAAAUAGCUUGGAUUGGUGGCUUUAUAUCCAUCUCAGUCAUCAGUUUUCUUUCCUUACUGGGUGUUAUAUUGGUACCAUUGAUGAAUCGUGUAUUUUUCAAGUUUCUCCUAAGUUUUCUUGUGGCCCUGGCUGUGGGGACUUUGAGUGGAGAUGCUUUCUUACAUCUCCUUCCACAUUCACAUGGAAACCAUCACCAUCACCAUGAAAAACCUCUACUUGAGCAAAACAAAGACUCUAUGUUCAAACAUCUUGUUUUUCAAAGUGCAGAGGAGAGUGCUUACCUAGAUUCCACUUGGAAGGGACUUACAGCACUUGGAGGCUUGUAUUUCAUGUUUCUGGUGGAGCAUUUGAUCACUUUAAUAAAGCAGUUUAAGGACAAGAAGAAAAAGAAAAAAAAUGAAGAUGAUGGAGAAAGUAAGAAGUUUUCGGCAAAUGAAGAAAAGUUAGAUGCAGAUGAUCGGCCUGAGGGCUAUCUGGGGACAGACUCCCAAGAUCCAUCACCCUUCAUUUCUCAGCAGCCAACUGUGCAAGAAGAAGAAGAAGUGAUGAUAGCUCAUUCUCAUCAUGAGGAGGCUGACAAUGAAUAUGUGUCCAGAGGCUGUAGAAACAAAUGUCAUUCUCACUUACACGAUACACUGGGUCAGACAGAUCAUCUUAGUCAUCAUCACCAUGACUACCAUCAUAUUCUGCAUCACCACCAUCAUCAGAACCAUCAUCCCCACAGUCACAGUCAGCGCUACUCGCGUGAAGAACUGAAGGAUGCAGGGAUAGCAACUCUGGCUUGGAUGGUGAUUAUGGGAGAUGGACUACACAAUUUUAGUGAUGGCCUAGCUAUUGGAGCAGCCUUUACUGAAGGGUUGUCCAGUGGUUUAAGCACUUCUGUGGCUGUAUUUUGCCAUGAAUUACCUCAUGAACUAGGCGAUUUUGCCGUGCUCCUCAAAGCUGGUAUGACUGUCAAACAAGCCGUGCUUUAUAAUGCCCUGUCAGCUAUGCUGGCCUAUCUUGGAAUGGCCACUGGGAUUCUCAUCGGUCAUUACGCAGACAAUGUUUCAAUGUGGAUAUUUGCACUUACUGCUGGCUUGUUCAUGUAUGUGGCUCUUGUGGAUAUGGUACCUGAAAUGCUCCACAAUGAUGCCAGUGAUCAUGGAUGUAGCCGCUGGGGUUACUUCUUGUUACAGAAUGCUGGGAUCCUGUUGGGUUUUGGGAUAAUGCUGCUUAUCUCUGUAUUUGAGCAUAAGAUUGUAUUCAGCAUAAACCUCUAAUCCUGGUUGCCAGGAAGAGAGCUUGGUGUUGUAAAUUAUAACUGUUAGGGUUUUUCUAUUCAAUUCCUUAAUGGAGAGGUACGUUUGAGAUAGACUAGGUAUUUUUACUGAUGUGCUUUAUUGUUGUGUCCCUCUCUCCCUUCUCCCCUGAUAGAAAUGAACACUGUCUGUUUUGGGUUUGUUUUUCACUUAGGAUGUAGCAUUGCAUAUGGUACUGUGGAAAGUUGUACUUGGAAAACAUGAUGGAAGUGCCAAAAUUAUUCAAGGGUUAUUGUCUAGGGGGUUAGGAUGUGGGGUGUUUUGUAAAGUAAAUUUAUUUACUAUAUGUAAUGUAACUUUUUUACUUCAGUGAUGCUUUAAAGAAAUGAAACAACAGUGGAUUUUAUUUUAGCACAAUCAAAAUCAAUGGAUACGAAGUACAGUAUACAGUGUAAAACGAAAAGAGGACAUAUAAUGGGUAGCAUGUGUUUGUGUGGAUAGAAACUCAUCCCUUGUGCAUCCACCUGUUUACACAGAGUGGCAGAUGAGGCCACUCAUUCCUUUUUGUGGUGGUUCUUCUCUCCACAGCUUGUGGAGUCUUGUGUUUCACUCCAGUUGGUUUCCACUCCAAACAAACACAAAAUAAGUGUUUACAGCAGAUGUUCUGUUUCCUCCUUUCUGAUGUGAGUCUCUCUUCACUCAUUUCUCAAAUCAGCAACAAAAGUACAGCUAUUAGAUUGUAAAAGCAUAGCUCUAGCUCUAAUGCACGUGGUUUCUGUUAAAAGUCCUUUAAAGUACUGCUAUAUCCAACCCAAUGCUGCUUGAAAUGGCAAAGGCGUUUUAAAGUCUGAUUGAUAUCAAGGGGAAGAGUGCUACAGACUGAGGCAAACAGUUUAUUAUUUUCUUAAGUAAAGUGUUGAUUUACUUGGGAAAUAAGCUGAGUGGGAGAGAUCACUGCUUCUAGUUCUGUGGGAUUGCACACCAGCCUAUGCUUGCAAAACACUUGUAUUCUCUGCAGCAGCUAAAGCUGAGAAAUCCAGAACAGCAAAGUUUCUUUGACAGCAUGUAUAGGAAAGCAGCAUGGUAGGGUUAAUUACAGGUGUAUAUGGAAGUAUGUAAUUUGAGCUUACAGUCUUACUAUUUUAACCACCGUGGAAGUGACCAAAGGAGGAAGGAUGAAAAAGAUAAUAGCUAGGCAUAAAAUCUACAGAAAAUGAAAACUUAUUUCUGAUUCAGCUUUACCACUGCUUUAAAUCAUCAGCUGAAUAAAAAGCUUGAACAGA